Molecule: messenger RNA, 825 nt
Organism: Daucus carota subsp. sativus
Lineage: Eukaryota; Viridiplantae; Streptophyta; Magnoliopsida; Apiales; Apiaceae
Exons: 3
Coding region: 1-825 (274 amino acids)
Source: RefSeq, a predicted model, not a curated record
AUGAGCAAGGAGUUCGAGAUGUCAGACUUAGGAAAGUUGUCUUACUACCUUGGCAUAGAGGUCGAUCAAGGGAAGGGCUAUAUUGAAUUAAAGCAAACAGCAUAUGCAAAGAAAGUACUUGAGAAGGCAGGAAUGUCCGACUGCAACCCAGUUAAAUUCCCGAUGGAGCCUAAAAUUCUGAUGCCUAAAGAUGAAAGUGGUAAACCAGUGAACUCUACAGAAUUCAAAAGCAUGGUUGGCGGUUUAAGAUAUCUGGUACAUACACGUCCGGAUAUAGCGUAUGCAGUUGGGGUGGUGAGCAGGUUUAUGGAGAGACCUACUACAUUACAUCAAAGUGCUGUUAAAAGAAUCCUGCGAUAUAUGAAGGGAACUCUGAACUAUGGCUUGGUAUACACUAAGGGUCGUGGAAAUUAUUUGUUGUCAGGCUUCUCUGAUAGUGAUCUAGCUGGAGAUAUUGUUGAUAGGAAAAGCACAGAAACAAAGAAACAAAGAUGUGUAGCGUUGUCGUCGUGUGAAGCUGAAUUCAUGGCAGCUACUGCUGCAGCAUGUCAAGGAAUGUGGUUGCAUAGAUUACUCAGUCAGAUAUCAGAUGUUAAAACUGGGCCGGUGGUGAUUUACAUUGAUAAUACUCCUCGGACUGAGUUGGAACAAAUUACACAAGCUCCAGUUUAUAAUCAAAUCUACGUAACUGUCUCAGCUGAUCAUGGAGUGGAAUGUAUGCAUGGUCUCGAACGAGCGAGACCUUUGUCUUGUGUACCUGCUGGUUCCUUUUUCCUUCAUAUGCAGCAGAUGCGGCUUAAAGUUGAUCAGUCAUUUGGAUUAUAA